AUGGCUCUAGGGUCGACAACACCCCCAGUAAACACUGAAAAUGCAAAUCAAGGGAUGCAAGCUAUUGAUACUCAAACUGUACUGAUGAAUGGCAAUCACGUUCAGCUUCUUGAUGUAGUCUCAAUUUUCAAGGGCAAGCUCCACGCCGCGGCAGAUCGACAUAAAGUGUCGGAUGUUGCAGAUCUGGAGCAUCUUAUAAAUUUGUAUGGGCAAAGUCUUCGACCACACGCCGGCAAAUUCAGCCUUAGGGAUGUUAGCAAAGUGGCGCAGGGGAUACAAUCCGAUGAGGGAACCUGGAUAAGCCCGCCUUCUUAUAAUGCCCAAAUUGGCAUCAUUGAGCAACCUAAACCUGGAGUAAGGUUCUUAUUGUUCACGUAG
Molecule: messenger RNA, 378 nt
Organism: Coccidioides immitis RS
Lineage: Eukaryota; Fungi; Ascomycota; Eurotiomycetes; Onygenales; Onygenaceae
Exons: 2
Coding region: 1-378 (125 amino acids)
Source: RefSeq, a predicted model, not a curated record